AAUACGGGAAGAGCUGGCGAACCUAUUUUCCUCGUGGCCAAUCAGAACGCAGACGGCUCUGUAUGUCUGGGAUAGCCCUGUAAGCGAAAGGUCGCGAUAUCCGUGACGUGCGGUGCUGACCGAAAAUAUAAAUAAAAAUGGUCUGUUCUUAAAUGAAAAAAAGACAAAUGUCAUACUAUUUGGUUCGGAGAAAAUUAUGCAAAAUACUACUUCAAAUUUCUCUCUUGUUGCUUGUAAUAACACAGCAUUGGAGAGAGCCGACACUUUUAAAUAUCUAGGGGUUUAUAUUGACACAACUCUUCAAUUUGAUAAACCCAUUAAAGAUGUAUGUAGUAAAAUUGGAAGGAAGCUUGGAGGAUUGUGUGGUCAGCGCCACUGUGUAAGCUUUACAGCAAGGUUUAAAUGAGUUACUUGUGUUUCCUAUUCUAGACUAUAAUGAUGUGAUGUGCGGGUCUGCUAGUGAGGAAUCGCUGAAGAAGAUCGAUACAAUGUGUAACAGGAUGUGUAUCUGUGUGCUCCCGUGUACUCCGCUAGCGCAUCACUGCAGCGCGUAUUCUACAUUAAACUUGCGAUCGCCUGCUAACACAAGGAAUUAUCACUGGAAUCGGAUUCUCUUUAAAGGGGCACACAACACAUUACCAGUUUAUUUAAACAGCUUGUUUCUGAGUUUACCUGUAAAUACAGCCUAUCGUAAUGUCUGAGACACACAAUACUUUAAUAUACCGUCUGGAAAAAGUGCUGCGGGAAGAAAGUCUUUCGUUUUGUUCUGCUGCUACAGACUGGAAGCUGUUACCCGCAGGACUGAGACCUGACAUCUCCUGUGGGAAUUAAAAAAACAAACCCUGUUGUUCUAGUGCUUAAACAGGCUUGUGUGUGUGCUGUGUAAAUCUGAGGUGUACUUUGUGUAUUGUCUUGUCAUUAUGCGUUUAUAUUAUUUUUAUUUUUGAAACCUGUAACCUGCUGCUGUUAUUUCCAGCACGCCUUUGUAAACGAGCUACUUGUAGCUCACAUGGCCUUCCUAAAUAAAGAAUUAAAAAUCAAAUAAAUAAAUAAUAAAGAGCGCGUCACGUUUCCGGUUAUAACCGCACUGAAAUAUACUGGCUUUAAAACAAGAAAAGACAACCGAUGUAGCUGCGCAGCAGAGACAAGAGAACGAGGCAAGCGCGUUUAUUGUUUGGAAAGUAACUGUAAUGUUAUUACUGCCAUUAAAAGCUAAACGCGUUAUAUUACCUCGUUAUUGACUAAAGUAAUAUUAUUACAGUAAGGCGUUACUAAAGUAACGAGAUGCCGUUCAAACCGUCAUCACAAACAUACGUGUAACAGAACAUUCCUUAAUUUUACAUGUUAUAGAUCUGGGGCUAAAACACAAAGUCAGACUCUUCAGCCCUAAUAUUAAACAGUUGUUAAUAUCAGUUGUUUAAUUCCUAAUCUUAACAUUGUAAUAUUUGUUGGGGGAUUUAGAAACAGUUUCAUAGAAUAUCUGAUUCGGCAGUUUCUGCUCCCCCUGCUUGUCUAAACCUGGCCUCAGUCCCAAACCCCGCCUCUCAGAGCUUUACACAACUCCAGGAAAUCAGCGCAGUGAAGUUUCUGUUGUGAAAUCGUCAGUCUCUCUGUCUCACUGCAGCAGAAAUGGCAGAAGCGAAUAUUCUGGUAGCGCAUGACCAGUUUAGCUGUUCAGUGUGUCUGGAGCUAUUGAAGGACCCAGUCGCUAUUCCAUGUGGACACAGUUACUGUAUGGGGUGUAUUAAGAACUGCUGGGAUCAGACUGAUCAUACAGGUCUCUACAGCUGCCCCCAGUGCAGAGAGGCCUUUACCCCAAGGCCUGUUCUGGGCAGAAACACCAUGCUGGCUGAAGUUGUGGAGAAAUUAAAGAAGACAGGACUCAAUCCUCCUCCUGCUCAAAGUUAUGCUGGACCUGGAGAUGUGCCGUGUGAUUUCUGCACUGGGAGAAAGUUCAAAGCUGUGAAAUCCUGUUUGACGUGCCUGGCCUCUUACUGUGAAACACACGUCAAGCCUCACUAUGAGGGGGCUGCUUUCAAGAGGCACAAGCUGAUCAAUGCAAUUGGAAAUCUGGAGCAGAAGCUUUGUGCUGAACACCAGAAGGUUUUGGAUAUCUUCUGCAGAACCGAUCAGACUUGUGUUUGUGUGUUGUGUAUUGACAAGGAACACAAGAGCCAUGACACAGUCUCAGCUGAGAAAGAAAGGAGUGUGAAACAGAAGCAGCUGGGAGAGACACAGACAGAAAUACAACAGAGAAUCCAGGAGAGACUGAAAGAAACUGAUGAGCUGAAACAGGCUGUGGAGACACUGAAAGUGGGUAUUGACAAGAGGGGGGUAUUAUUAUUAUUAUUAUUAUUAUUAUUAACAGAUGGACUGGAACACAUCUACAGAAGUUUACUGUCUAUGCCUGAUGUGUUGUUGAUAUCAAUUCUAACCAUGUCUCCUCUACUGUGUUCUUUCACUCAGAGAUCUGCAUGCAUAGAAAUAAAGGAAAGUGAGAAGAUCUUUACUGAGCUGAUCCGAUCCAUUGAGAAGAUCCACACUGAGGUUAUUGAGCUGAUUGGAGCUAACGAGAAGGCUGCAGUGAAUCAGGCUGAAGGACGCAUGAAGAAACUGGAGCAGGAGAUUGCUGAGCUAAGGAGGAGAAACGCUGAGCUGAAACAGCUUUCAGAGACAGAGGAUCACAUCCAUUUUCUACAGAAUUUCCAGUCUCUCUGUGCCCCUCCUGAAGCUGGAGACUUACCCAGCGUUACUGUCAAUACAGACAUCUCUUUUGGGGCUGUGAGGAAAGCUGUAUCUGAACUUAAAGACCAUAUUGAGGACUUCUGCAAGGGGGAAUUAGUCAAAAUAACCACAACAGUGAAUGAAGUUGCAGUUUACAGUCUGCAGGCUCCAGAGCCAAGGAACAGAGCUGAGUUUUUAAAAUAUUCCUGUCAGCUCACACUGGACCCCAACACAGCGAAUAGAAACCUCUGUCUGUCUGAAGAGAACAGAAAGGUGACAUGGAGGAGAGAGACCCAGAGAUAUCCUGAUGAUCACUCAGAGAGAUUUGAUAGCAAGGCCCAAGUGCUUUGCAGAGAGGGUUUGUCUGGGACUCGCUGUUACUGGGAGAUUGAGUGGAGUGGGGGAGGGGCUUCUAUAGGAGUCACAUAUAAAGGAAUCAGCAGGAAAGGAGAGGAUCUUUCAUGUCUCCUUGGAUGCAAUGACAAGUCCUGGAGUGUGUCCUGCUCUGAUUCCAGUUACACUGCCCGGCACAAUAACAAUCAAACUGCAAUAACUGCCCCCCGCUCCCCCAGAAUAGGAGUGUAUCUGGACUUUAAUGCCGGCACGCUGUCCUUUUAUGGCGUCUCUGACACAAUGACCCUCCUGCACAGAUUCCAAACCACAUUCACUGAGCCGCUCUAUCCUGGGUUUUGGCUUUGGGGUUAUGAUUCCCCUGUAACAAUCUGCCAGCUGAACUAGACUGUUUUGUGUUGUAAGAAACCCUUUGUAUUGAACUCCCUGUCUGUCCUCUCCACUCCUCGGGUGAAGGGAAUGUUCAAUCUGACACAACUUUGGAUGAAAGUUAGGGGGUAAAACGGCGCCACCUGCAGAGCGAAAUGAGGUGAAUUAUUUGUUUUUAGCAACAAAAGGAUUUCAUACGAAAUAACUGUAUUUAAUUAAUUUUUUUAAGAAUUAUGUUUUAUAUAUAUUUUAGAAAAUGGCAUCCAAUAGUCAGUGCUGAAACAGUUUUAAAAAAAGUUAACUUAAGUUUGCUUUAUUGUGUGUGUGUUUUUGUUUUUUGAUUUACAUAAAAUGUUUAAUAUUUCAGAUUUUAGUAAUGUGAUUUAAUAAAAAAAAUUAACGUGA
Molecule: messenger RNA, 3849 nt
Organism: Acipenser ruthenus (sterlet)
Lineage: Eukaryota; Metazoa; Chordata; Actinopteri; Acipenseriformes; Acipenseridae
Product: tripartite motif-containing protein 16-like protein
Exons: 5
Coding region: 1630-3462 (610 amino acids)
Molecular function (GO): protein binding; zinc ion binding
Source: RefSeq, a predicted model, not a curated record